AUGGGACGAUCUGCCGCUGGGCCAGAACGGGCCAUCAGACCCAGACUGAACACGACCGACGACGGUCUGUACCCACCCACGCCGUCAACGGUUGUGUCCAGUAUCGCGGCCGGGCUGCAAAAUGAUCAAGCUGGGCGCACACCGUCGAAUGGAGCAGUGACGAGAGCAGAGCCCACGCCACAUGCAGCGUCUGUCACGCAUGAAGCCGAGCAUCGACAAGCAAGUCCAAAUGCCUCCGAUCCGCCCUUAGUACCGUAUCACGCCGGAGAAUCCGAAGGUCUCGAUUUCCUGUUUGACGUUUGCCAUCCCAACCGUCCUUUCAAAGGGACAAUCUAUAUCAUCAAUCGACAACGUGCCAACUUCGCCGAUCCAGAAGUCGCGAAUCGGCUCGAAUCGAGGGCGCUGCCGUCACCCGCUGUUUGUCAGGAGCUAGUCCGGCUGUACUUCGACUAUGUGCAUCCCGUCUUGCCGGUUCUGAAUGCUUCGGAUUUCCUGCACUCCUUCAACAAUGGUGUUAAGGGUGUCUCGGCCUUGCUGAUAUGGAGCGUCUUUUUCGCUGCGGCUAGCUUUGUCAAUCCCGCAACACUUCAGGAGACUGGAUUCUCCGGUCGCAAGGCGCUCAGAGAGCAUUUCUAUGCGCAUGCGAAGGCAUUAUACGAUGUGCAGGUCGAGACCGAUAAAACGACGAUAAUCCAGUCGGUGUUGCUUCUCGGUUACUACUAUAUCGACCUGGAAGACCUGGACGGUUCCUGGCACUGGCUUGGUGUUGCCAUUAGCCUAUGCCAUGGCAUCGGACUGCACAGGGACGCUGGCUGGCAGCGACUUCCACGAUCGCCCUUUUCAGCAAGCCAAUAUGCAGUCUGGAGAAGGAUUUGGUGGUGCUGUUACUGCAGAGAAGCAUGGCUUGCGCUUGGUCUUGGACGACCAAUGAGGAUACACGCCGAGGAUAUGGACACCCCGAUGCCGACCAUGGCGGACGUUCUGGAUGAGCUGGAGAAGAUGACGCCUGAUUUGAGGCAUUCUUAUGUGCCAUCGGAAAUGCCGACAUUGGUAGCUCUGUGGAUGACCUUCCUCCAGUUGACCGAGAAAGUGGAGCUCGUCAUCAACACCAAUUAUCGGAUCAGGCGUGCGCCUGUAAGUCUUUCGGUCCUCGAGCAGCUCGACACCGAGAUCUGGCAGUUAUAUCAACAGGUCCACGAGGUCCAAGGCCACCAACAGCCGACAAGGCUUCAGAUCUUGAACACGCAUCUGCUCAAGACAUACUAUAACUCGAUUGUGAUCGCUCUUUUCCGGCCUUAUGUCGUCAGUCAACCAGAAGAAAUGCCAAAGCACGAUCAAGAACGGCUGAGAGUACUUGCCGCGGACCGCUGUCGUACAUCAGCCUCAAACUCGACGUACAGCCUGAAUGAGCUGGUCUCAGCCGACCUCAUCGAUGUCUGUCCGACCAUGCUGUCUAUCUCGAUGAUGUCGACUAUGCAAAUCCACUUUUAUGAGCAUUUCACUCUUGAAGGUUUGUCACGUCAGCAUGCCUUACACAACCUUAAACUUCACCUGAUGGUGACCGAGCACCUUCGCAAGACGUAUUGGGCUGCUGAUAUGCAGCAUAAGCUCUUCACAGAAGCGCUCAAGGCGAUGGAGAAUCCGAAGCAGUGUGUCGCGCCUUCCAAAGACAGGGAACCAAAGUCGGCGUCAACGCAGCCAGAGCAACCGCGACAGGUCGAGUUGCAUGAUGGUAUAGAUGGACACGCUGUGCCUGACUUCGAUCUUACCGACCCGCAUGGGACACUUGGCACGGGCGCUGAAGGUUUGGACGAUUUCUUCGUCACAUUCAACCCGUUCAACAGCUCCUUGACGUCUUUCAAUGAUUGGGUGCUCGGGAACGGGUCUUUGCCAUAA
Molecule: messenger RNA, 1896 nt
Organism: Cyphellophora attinorum
Lineage: Eukaryota; Fungi; Ascomycota; Eurotiomycetes; Chaetothyriales; Cyphellophoraceae
Product: Cutinase transcription factor 1 beta
Exons: 7
Coding region: 1-1896 (631 amino acids)
Biological process (GO): DNA-templated transcription
Molecular function (GO): DNA binding; zinc ion binding
Source: RefSeq, a predicted model, not a curated record